This is a messenger RNA of Bacidia gigantensis, 1563 nucleotides long. RefSeq lists its product as uncharacterized. NCBI's taxonomy places the organism in Eukaryota, Fungi, Ascomycota, Lecanoromycetes, Lecanorales, Ramalinaceae. The transcript has a single exon. The record is from RefSeq and is a predicted model, not a curated record. Bases 1 to 1563 code for a protein of 520 amino acids.
AUGGCCGAUCCUAUCGGUUUGGCCUCCUCCAUAAUAGCCCUUGUUGCGGAGGUUAUCGUCCAGUCCAAGGAGGCUCAAAGGAGCCUCUUCACUGUCAAUGACAACAGCGAAGAAUUGCGGAAGUUUGAAUAUGAGUUCCGAGUCAGUAAUGAUAAGUUCCGGCUCUGGACGAAGAAAUGGUCUGGCGAAGACCAGAGGCCCAGAAGCUCUGAAGAGCUCUGGGGUGUGCAAGGCUGGGAAAAUGUUCGCAGUAUGUUAUCCGAUAUCGAAAAGUUCAGUGUGCAGAUCGAGAAGAUACUCAAAAAGCACUUGCCUGACUCGGACUCACAUGCUAAAUCGCGAUGGAUCUCUGCAAUAUUCAAAGUCAAGAAACGUGAUAGUAACGAUAUCGCGAAGUUGCAACUGCUAUCAUCGGCUCUCAAGCUCCGUGUAGAUGCAAUUUGGAUCUACGCAGAGACAAUCUUCGAUUCCAAACACGGUGUCCUUGGGCAAGACAAACCGAUGCCAUCCCGAGACACGCUCAUCACCCACGCCAUACAGUCAAGAACUGGAUCAAUCAAGCUAUACGAUCUUUGUCAAAAGUCUCCUACCAACUUCAGCCUCGCCAUGGACCUUCUAGCAGCCGAGGGACAAAAGAAAAUGACAGCACCGCUUCACGAACGAGACGGCCCUUUACUACAUUUACAGUACCAGUUAUUUGCGACUGAACAUAGUGGCGCUUCCAGAAAUGUUCUCAAAAUGAUGGUUGAGAGUAUCCAGAGAGACACAAACGAGCCGGUGGGACGUGGGGUGGACAUUUCCAAUCUUCAGCUGUUUAAACUCGACACCUCUAAGAGUAUUACGAUCCCGGUUGCCGCACAAGGUUCUGCACCCCCCUCUAUACUACAGAUAGAUGAUACAACGCCCGAAGAAGUGUUACUCAAGUCGCAACCAGAAAGUCUCACGAAGAUUCUUCAGAGAUUAAAUGACAUUGGCAACAUCUCGAAUGACGAGCAUCUUUCCAUCGGAGCCAAAGUAGAGCUCGCCUACAAAGUCGUUGAGUCUGGAUUUUUUUUGUUGGGUACACCAUGGUUCUCAUCAUUGUCAAGUCGGAAUAUACUACGACUAAAAGCAGCAGAUCGAACGCAGCGACAUGGUUUUGUACUCGAAAUUCAGACCAUCGACAUGAAUGCCCUGCUCUUUGAUGACUCCGAAGCACUCGCAGAGACAUCGCAGCUAUUUCACAUUGGAGUUCUACUCAUGGAGAUUGCUCUUGAGAAUCCCGAAUCAGCCAGUCGCAAGCAGGAUUACAGCCGAGACGAAAACGUUAUGACUCGCCUUCCGCUUGUAGAGCAGAAUAUGGGCGCACAAUACUGCAAAGCGACCGCCUUUUGUUUACAACAUCGGCGAUCCCGGUUUCAGGGCCCAGAAAAGUACAGUGGUCCUAAGUAUGUGGACUGGGAGAAAUAUUUAGCGCAAUUCUUAGAGGAUUUCUACUCGCAUGUCUAUCUGAGGCUCGAAGAGUUGCGCGAUGUGGACACCAAGGCUGAAUUUCGAUCGCGCAAGUCGUGGAUGACUGGGUGA